UGAAGCGCCGAUGUCGAUUGCUCUGAACCCUGCAUUGCCGUACUGUGUCCGUAAGCCCAUAGCCCCACCAAGACGAGAAUAGUGACACGACUUCACGUCCUCGCCUCUUCCUGCUGCUGGUGCUGGUGCUGGUGAUAGCAGCAUGGCGAGGCAAGAUGGCGAGCUUGAUCCGCUUUGGCAGGACCUCGACUGGGCCAUUGGUCAGAUGCUAAUUAUGGGAUGGGAUGGCACCGAAGUAACGCCUCACAUUAGAAAUCUAAUCGAGAAUCAUCACCUUGGCUCAAUCCUUCUUACUGCUAAAAAUCUUAAAUCGGCUGAGCAGACUGCCGCCCUUGUCCAGGAAUUGCAAACCAUUGCCCAUCAGGCUGGACACCCGCAACCACUCUUGAUAGCGGUUGACCAAGAGAAUGGAGGCGUCAAUAGUCUAUUCGAUGAGGAUUAUAUAUGUCAGUUCCCCAGCGCCAUGGGGCUUGCUGCUGCCGGCAGCCCUGAUUUAGCAUACAAUGUAGCCAAAGCUACGGCGACCGAGAUAUCUGCCGUCGGUGUAAACCUCAUUCUCGGCCCAGUCUUGGACGUCUUAACUAACGCCCGUCAUCAACCCCUUGGAGUGCGGACUACGGGCGAUGACCCACAAGAGGCAUCGCAAUAUUGUAUCGCGACUAUCAAUGGCUAUAAGGACGCUGGUAUAGCCACGUGUGGCAAGCACUUUCCCUCAUAUGGCAAUCUUGAUUUUCUCGGCUCCAGCUUGGAUAUGCCUAUCAUCACUCAGACAUUGGAAGAACUUAGCCUCAGUGCCCUAGUUCCCUUCAGAAAUGCGGUCGCAGCUGGGCGCCUAGAUGCCAUGUUCAUCGGAGGUUGUGGAAUACAGAAUGCAGGCAUGAAUGUUACACAUGCCUGUCUCUCAGACCAGGUUGUUGAUGAUUUACUGAGGAAUGACCUGGGGUUCAAAGGCGUCGCCAUAUCAGAGUGCCUAGAGAUGCAAUCACUAAUCCAAGAAUAUGGUGUGAAAGGAGGCACUGUCAUGGCCGUCGAAGCAGGUAAUGACCUGAUCCUUCUCUGCCGGGCGCACGAUAUCCAGCUAGAAGCUAUAUCUGGCCUGCAAUUGGGCAUUGAGAAUGGCAUUAUCUCAAAGAAGAGGAUCUACACGUCCUUGCGGCGGGUUCUCAAAAUGAAAAGUGCUUGCACAUCGUGGGAAAAGGCGCUUAAUUCCCCAGGACUGUCUCUAUUGUCUAAGAUACACCCCUCGCAUCUCGCACUGUCACAUAAGGCCUAUGAUCAGUCGAUCACAAUAGUACGGGAUAAGGACAACCUUCUUCCCCUAUCAGAGAGCCUGCUUCAGGGAGAGGAACUGCUGUUAUUGACACCGCUCGUAAAGCCUUUACCUGCCUCGGCAGCUACAAAAAGCAUGAUGGAGAAAGGCAACGGAAAACUUACAACUUUGCAUGAGAAAUAUGCCCAUUUUGAACGCGGAACAAUCAUGACUGGGGAAGGUGUAUUCCGGGAAUUCGGCAAGUCAUUGGCACGUAUUCGCAAUGGCAAGCUCCUUCAUACUUCGUACACAGCCAACGGUCUCAGGCCAGUACAUGAAAAUCUCAUAAACAGAGCGUCUGCCAUUAUCAUAGUAACUGCCGACGCCAACCGCAACAUGUAUCAAAAUGGUUUCACGAAGCACGUAGCCAUGAUGUGCCAAAUGCUUCGCGGAACGGGACAGAAGAAGUCACUCAUUGUAGUAGCAGUUAGUUCACCAUAUGACUUCGCUAUGGAAAAACUAAUCGGCACUUAUGUCUGCACAUUUGACUUCACAGAAACAGCAAUGGCUUCACUUGUACGAGCUCUGUAUGGAGAAUUUGUUCCGCAAGGGUCGAUGCCAGGGACAAUGAGGAAGAACAAGAGGAUGACGAAGACAAGACAGCAGUGGCUUGUUGAGAACUACGAGCGAAGCCGGGACGAAAACGGCCUGGAUGAAUUACUCCGAACAUUGGCUAGAUCAAGCACGCCGAAUUUGCCGUACAUCGCUACGACUGCUGCCUCAUUCGAGCUCCAUGAUUCGAAUUUUGAGGAAUCCCACUUCGUUGUUCGAAACAGCAGCACAAGCAUGCUGUAUGGCUUCGUUGCGACUUACUUCAUUAAGAAUGUUGGUAUAAUCGGAGCAAUAUUCGUGGACCCCUCGAAACGGAACGUAUCGGUGGGGAGAUCCCUGCAUCGGCGAGCCAUGCGAUCAUUGUUACAAAAGUCAGGAAUCAAGAAAAUACAAUUGGGGCUUGCCUAUCCGGGCAUUUUCCCGGGCGUGCCAGUUGAUGAGAGUGGUAGUAUUAGGAGCUGGUUCGACAACAUCGGCUGGGAUACGCAGUUCCCUAAGCGACUGGCCAAUAUGGUGAUCGAAGAUCUUGGGUCUUGGUCUGCGCCGGAAGGUCUAUUGCAAAGCCUGCAGCGGGCUAAUAUCAGCUUCGACUUGAUUAGAUCGAUGGACAACAGCGAAUCCGUCCUGGCUCUCGUAGCGGCACAUUCGGGGCCCGAGAUUGUCGAGCUUUACCGGUCGGCUUUGCACGACCAGCACUGUGGUGUGGUUAGAGCUAAAGCCGCACUGGACAAUGUGCUGGGCGUUGUCAUCAUCUGCAGUAAAUCAAGUCGUCUAUCAGCAUAUAUGCCAUCCCUCCACGCUCAGGGGAACCAGGAGGUUGGCGGCAUUAUUGCCCCAGUUGUUCCCACUACGACCCAGUCGAGCUUGGUAAUGCAAGGGCUAGUCUUCGUGGGGUUGAGACAGAAUAAAUCACAAAAGUCGACAAAGAGCGUCCUGAGCUGGGUUCCGGGCGAGGCACAUGAGCUCUUUUCGGCCAUGGGGUUCGAGGUUCAACAGACAUUUGACGAGGUGGUGAACUCACCAGAACAUUGGCUUGACUUAAGUUAGAGCCAGCAACUAUUUGUUGUAAACGGCUCUUCGUACUGUGUAAAGACUCUAUCCAUCUGUGUCCAGUUUUGGGGACGACUUGCUACGACUUUACAUAAGAAAGUAUGGAGUGAACGAUUAUGCGACCAUGUUGUUCGAGUUUAUGACGAUUUUCCCAUGAAGCGAUGAGAGAGGGCAAAUGUGAUUUUCCAAUUACUUAGUUCAGAGACCGUUGUAUAAUUACUACGUAGGUUCACAAGUAGGCACUCUGUUUUGUCGGCUGCAGAUAGCAAAUCAGGAAACCGGAUGCAUUAUCGCUAUCUUGAUGUUG
Messenger RNA from Xylaria bambusicola, 3218 nucleotides. RefSeq names its product glycoside hydrolase family 3 protein. The transcript has 6 exons. NCBI's taxonomy places the organism in Eukaryota, Fungi, Ascomycota, Sordariomycetes, Xylariales, Xylariaceae. Gene Ontology annotation, molecular function: hydrolase activity, hydrolyzing O-glycosyl compounds. Gene Ontology annotation, biological process: carbohydrate metabolic process; peptidoglycan turnover. The record is from RefSeq and is a predicted model, not a curated record. Bases 143 to 2908 code for a protein of 921 amino acids.